This is a messenger RNA of Cuscuta europaea, 894 nucleotides long. Lineage: Eukaryota; Viridiplantae; Streptophyta; Magnoliopsida; Solanales; Convolvulaceae. The record is from the annotation of a GenBank genome assembly.
CUCUUGUUUUAAGCGCAAAACUUGUCACUUCUCUUCGCGCUUCGAUCUUCCCCCGUCUCUUUCUCCAUCACGCCUUUUCCCUUCCAUUCUAUAUCCCCGCUGACACUCUGUUCAUCACUCGUCUACGAUAGUUUUCCCUUCAAUUCCUGAGUUGUAGUAAAAAGGAAGGCGAAGAAGCUUGGAAUUUGGAACCGGAUCGAACUUGAAUUACGGAAUGGAGACGUCUCGGAAAAUCUGUGCGGUUCUUCUAUUUACUCUACUCGCUCUGUACCAGUCCCUCGCCGAAGAUGCUCCGGCGAUUGCUCCAGUACCAGAACCCGCCGCCGAUGAUUCUUCCUCUCCCGCUCCUCCAUCUGGUUCUGUUUCUCCUCCGGCUCCUCCUCCAUCAGAUCUCGGAUCUCCGUCGCCGUCACCGUCACAUGUGAAUGCGAAAUCGUCCGCACCGUCAUCGUCUAUGUCUCCUGAUCCGAAUUCACAAGACGCAGCAGACAGACAUGAUCAGGACAUGAGUAUAAACGCGGAGAAAUCAACCGGCAGGGGAAGGAAGGUGGGCAUUGCUUUUGGGGUCAUCGCCGGCGUAUGCGUCGUGGGAUUUGGAGCCGUGGUUUAUAAGAAACGUCGGGAGAAUAUCCGGCGAUCUCAGUAUCGAAGCGACGGCCGCGAUUCAUUUCGCUAAUUCGCGUAAAUAUCGGGAGAAGGACACACGGUAACGGUGCUGCUAUAAUAAGAAAUCUAUUAUACAUAAUCUUCGGUAUUGAUAUUUUUGGUAGGAUAUCGGGUUUGCAUAUGAUUGGUUCGACUUAUUUCUGGUUAGAAACUGUGAUUUAUUAUUAUAUGGAGAAUUAUUAAUACUAUUAUUAUUAUAUUAUUAUAAUAUACGUAGUAAUUAUAUAA